AUGGCUUCAGACCCCGUUCUUAUUAUUGGCGCCGGUCCUUCUGGUCUUGUCUUGGCCUUGACCUUGGGUAAAAACGGAAUCCCUGUUCGCAUUAUGGAGAAGGAGCCAUCCCCCCGACGUGCGGAGCGCGGACCGGGAUUACAGCCUCGCUCCCUCGAGCUGCACAAAAUCUUAGGCACCUUGCCCGACAUUUUGAAUGCCGGAACUGAUUUGCCUAUGAUGACGGUGUACGACCCAGCCGAUGGAACUAAGGUUAUAAAGACAACGAUUUUAGUACCCCAAACAGAGGCUACUCCGCAGCUUCCAUUGAUCAACCCGGUCAUGCUAGGCCAGCAUUAUCAAGAGCGCAUUCUACGCGAUCACUUGGCCAAAAUUGGAGUGACUGUUGAAUUCGGCUCGGAAUUGCGCACAUUUACGCAGACUGAAGAUCACGUCCUAGCGCAAAUUGUCCGUGUUGUUGAUGGAAAGGACGUAAUUGAAGAAGUGAAGGCAGUGUGGAUGGUCGGUACCGAUGGGGCUCAUAGCGUUGUUCGCAAGACGCUCGGCCUUGAGUUUCUCGGAGAGACUCGUUACUCAGAAGAAAUAAUCGUUGGUGACCUCAAAGUCAAAGGCGCAAUACGAGAGACAUGGGAUAAUUGGGGUUCUCCUGCUUCCAGAAUGGCAACUUUGCGUCCCUCUGGACAAAAAGACAACGUUGCUCAGUUUAUAAUCGCAGGUCGUGAUGUCGACUGCUCCAAAGUUAUGGCGAGCAGCGAGAACCUGUUUGAAGAAUUUUACACCAUAACCGGGAGGAGAGACAUAGAAUUCCAGGAAUUGAUCAGCGUCGCGAAGUAUAGGCCAAAUAUCAGGAUGGCCAAACAACUUAGGUCUCACCGAGUGUUUAUUGGCGGAGAUGCUGCUCAUUGCCAUAGUCCUGCUGGCGGUCAGUUUAACCUAGGGUGGAAAUUAGCGCUGGUGUACAAGGGAUACGCUCCCGCAUCGCUUCUCGAUACAUAUGAAGAAGAGCGCAUCCCCAUCAUCGCGGAAAUGCUAGGAAAGACGACCGAGCUUCACAAUCACACUAUUUCACGGGGUCACGGUAUAUCUGACAUGCCUCGCGACAGUCUUCUGAAGCAACUGGGUGUUAAUUACCGCGGCAGCUCCAUUGUGUAUGAAGACGACGUUGAAAUACCCACAGCAAAAACGACGGGAUACAGCGCCGAAAGCGAGACGGCUGCUCGACCCGGUGACAGAGCACCUGGCGCUCCCGGCUUGGUCGAUACUGCAGGAAACAUCCAAACGUACGAAAUAUACGACCUAUUCGCCGUCUCUCGACACACAAUUUUGAUAUUUUCCGACCCUUCCUUCGAUUACCUUUCCUUGUCCAAAACAAUCCAAAAAUUCCGAAAUGGCACUGUUCUUGGUGUCCUGAUUUUAUCGAAGGGAACAUCAUUGUCUGAUACCGACACAACGGCUUUAUUCGACAAGACCGUCGCAGAUAGAGACGGAUUCGCUUUUUCCGGAUACCACAUCGAGGGACCCACCGUUGUUAUUGUCCGCCCAGACGGCGUCAUUGGUGCGCGUGUACGCGGAGUGUCUGGUAUUGAGAGAUAUUUCAAAGGCAUUUUUGCUUGA
Psilocybe cubensis is the source of this 1614-nucleotide messenger RNA. RefSeq lists its product as uncharacterized. Gene Ontology annotation, molecular function: FAD binding. The record is from RefSeq and is a predicted model, not a curated record. Lineage: Eukaryota; Fungi; Basidiomycota; Agaricomycetes; Agaricales; Agrocybaceae. The transcript is spliced from 9 exons. The coding region runs from base 1 to 1614 and encodes 537 amino acids.